Messenger RNA from Pungitius pungitius (ninespine stickleback), 3862 nucleotides. Its product is annotated as dipeptidyl peptidase 9-like. The coding region runs from base 288 to 2942 and encodes 884 amino acids. Gene Ontology annotation, biological process: proteolysis. The record is from RefSeq and is a predicted model, not a curated record. Lineage: Eukaryota; Metazoa; Chordata; Actinopteri; Perciformes; Gasterosteidae. The transcript has 21 exons. Gene Ontology annotation, molecular function: serine-type peptidase activity; dipeptidyl-peptidase activity.
GUAUUUGGGUAACUAACAGGGCUGCCACAUGCAGCGCAGCACUGACUCCUCAGAGCGCCGGUGCGGCCCUGAAAGAGUACCGGUGUGAACUCAUCAGGGCUAAGGUUCCGCCACUCGCUCUUUCAGCUAACGUUACAUGUUUUGUGUGGCCGCUCUGGGCCAUGGAUUCAGCCUCUUGCCGUAGCACAAUCUUUUUAUUUUCACCAAGCUAAUAAAAUCCACAACCUGAUUAAAGAAACAGUGGCCAGAUUGGUUACGUUAUUGGAGUGAGGCGUGUUGACCGGUGAAUGCAUAGAGUCAAGAAGGUAAAACUUUGUGAAAAUACAGAGGGUCUCUGGAAAAGCUGUUUGACAGUGGGAAUGACGGCUGUGGACGGCCUUUCGGACAGCACAGAGGUGGUUGAGAUGGAGGAUAUCCCAUCUCAGUUCUUUGUGGAGAAACACUCUUGGGAGGGCCUCCGUGACAUUAUCCACUGUAGCAGGAAGUACUCUGGCAUGAUCGCCAACAAGGCUCCCCACGAUUUCCAGUUUGUGCAGAAGAAGGAUGAGAAUGGACUCUACUCCCACCGCUUGUACUACCUCGGAAUGCCUUAUGGAAGUAGAGAGAACUCAUUACUCUACUCGGAAAUACCCAAGAAGAUCAGAAAAGAGGCCCUCUUGGUGUUGUCAUGGAAACAAAUGCUGGAUCACUUUCAGGCCACACCGCACCAGGGGGCCUACUCUCGAGAGGAGGAGUUGCUGAGGGAGCGUAAACGUCUCGGAGCCUUUGGUAUUACAUCCUAUGACUACCAUGCCCAGACUGGCCUGUUCCUCUUUCAGGCCAGCAAUAGCCUCUUCUACUGUCAGGAUGGAGGCAGCAAUGGCUUCAUAUCCGCUCCUGUAAAGCCCAUGGAGAUCAAGACCCAGUGCUCUGGGACCCGCAUGGACCCCAAGAUCUGCCCCGGAGACCCUGACUUCAUGGCCUUCAUCAACAAUAAUGACCUGUGGAUUGCCCACAUUAAGACUGGCGAGGAAAGGAGACUCACUUACUGCCACAAAGGGGUGGAUAAUGUAAAGGAAGACCCCAAGUCUGCAGGUGUAGCAACAUUUGUCAUCCAAGAAGAGUUUGACCGUUUCACAGGUUACUGGUGGAGUCCCUCAGCAGUUGAAGAUUCUAACGGAGGUAAAACAGUGUACCUUCUGUAUGAAGAGGUGGAUGAGACGGAAGUAGAGAUUAUUCAUGUCCCAUCUCCAGCGCUGGAGGAGCGGAAGGCGGACGCGUAUCGAUACCCGCGUACAGGUAGCAAAAAUCCCCAGGCUACCCUCAAACUGGCAGAGAUCAAGACAGACCACCAAGGAAGAAUUGUGAGCACACAAGAUAAAGAACUGGUUGUUCCCUUCACCUCCUUGUUUCCCGGGACGGAAUACAUCGCAAGAGUAGGAUGGACGAGUGACGGCAAAUAUGGCUGGGCAGUGCUGCUGGACCGCAGUCAGAGAAAACUCCAGCUGGUCCUUCUGCCUCCAGCCCUCUUCAUCCCCGUCACGGAUGACCCGGCUCAGAGGCAGGAGAGUGUGGAGGCGGUGCCCAGUGACACGCAGCCAUACAUCAUCCACGAGGAGACCACAGACGUCUGGAUUAAUGUUCAUGACAUAUUCUAUCCUUUUAUUCAAACGGCAGAAGACGAGUUCACCUUCAUUUGGGUGAACGAGUCUAAAACCGGUUUCAGCCAUCUGUAUAAAAUCACAUCCUUGUUACAACCGGGCUGCCGCCGUUGGUCAGAGGGCUACCAACACAUCGAGGGAGACUUCAAAUGUGCAAUCAAGGAGGAGUUCACACUGACCAGUGGAGAAUGGGAAGUGCUGGCCAGACAUGGUUCCAAGAUUUGGGUGAAUGAGGCAUCAAAGUUGGUGUACUUCCAGGGCACCAGAGACACACCUCUAGAGCACCACCUCUACGUGGUCAGCUACGACUCACCUGGAGAUGUGGUCAGGCUAACCAAGCCUGGCUUCUCUCAUAGCUGCUCUGUUAGUCAGAACUUUGACUUUUUUGUCAGCCACUACAGUAACGUGAGUACGCCUCCGUGUGUUCACGUCUACAAACUGAGCUGCUCAGAAGGUGAUCCACUACACAUGGUACCUGAAUUCUGGGCCAGCAUGAUGGAGUCACCAGGUUGCCCAGGAGAUUACAACCCACCGGAGAUUUUUGACUUUCCGGGGAAGUCGGGCUUCCAGCUCCACGGGAUGGUGUACAAGCCCCACAACCUGCAGCCCGGCAGGAAACACCCGACGGUUCUCUUUGUGUACGGAGGCCCACAGGUGCAGCUGGUGAACAACUCCUUCAAGGGGAUGAAGUACCUCCGUCUGAACACGCUGGCGUCUCUGGGCUAUGCCGUGGUCGUCAUUGAUGGGAGGGGUUCCUGUCAGAGGGGCCUGGAAUUUGAAGGAGCACUGAAAAACAAAAUGGGUCAGGUGGAGAUUGAAGACCAGGUGGAGGGGCUGCAGUAUGUGGCAGAGAAGUUUAAAUUUGUUGACCUGAGCCGGGUUGCCAUCCACGGCUGGUCCUACGGCGGUUUCCUCUCUCUCAUGGGCCUCAUUCAGCGCCCCAAUGUCUUCAAGUUGGCUAUUGCAGGUGCCCCGGUGACUGUGUGGAUGGCGUACGACACGGGCUACACAGAGCGUUACAUGGAUGUGCCGGAGAACAACCAGCAGGGCUACGAGGAAGGCUCGGUGGCUCUGCACGUGGACAAGCUGCCCAGCGAACCCAACCGUUUGCUGAUUCUGCACGGGUUUUUAGACGAGAACGUGCACUUUUUCCACACCAAUUUCCUCGUGUCACAGAUAAUCCGUGCUGGGAAGCCCUAUCAGCUUCAGGUUUACCCCAACGAGCGACACAGUAUUCGCUGCCCUGAGUCUGGAGAGCACUACGAGAUAAUGCUGCUGCACUUUCUACAACAAUACCUCUGAAGUGAGACAACAGGGGAGAAGUGAAGUCUAGUUUCCCCCUCAGUCCUCCUCCACCCCUCCAGCUCAGCGCCCAUCUUUACUCUCCCUCACCCCGAUCUCUCCAUGUGUUCACCCUGUCCCCGAGAGCGUGUAAGACACCAUGCAGCCACCGUCUCCUUGGAACUAGUCACGUAACCUUUCCACUCUCGCUCGCUCCAUCUCACGCUGUUACUUGUUACAUGAUCACUCUGUCUUCUCCAUGCCCCCCCCCCCCCCCCCCCCCUUGUGUACAGUCUUGGGUAUGGGUUACGAGCACAGAGAUUCGGUGUCCCACCCCGAAAGCUGGACAAAGACAAGUAUACAUUUUAGCAGGCUGCAUCGCAUUGACUCAUCGCUCACCCACGUCCUCAACUCUGCAACCAUGAUGGGUUUUGGCCAAAAGUUAUUGUGUAGUCCCCCCCCCCCCCCCCCCUCCCCCGCCACCCGCCACCCCCCACCUGUUUGGUUCACUUGAGUCAGUGGAAGGAAUGGGAUUACAGUUCUUGAAUAUGAAAUGGAAGAUAUACCCAUAUUUACACACUAUACAUUGUAACAUACAUACAGGCACACAUUUGCAAUAGCAAUUCAUACUGAGAGUCAGAACUCACAGUUUGUGUAACAAUGAAGAAAAGAGGAACACUGGGACUCUUGUUUUAAGCGAGUGUUGUUUAAAAUAAAAUAUUUUAUGGAAUUUUUAUUCUUUUUUUAAUUUUUUUCAUGCGUGCUACCAUGAGAUGGCCGCUCAUUGAUAUUUUUCUGCAGUUCUUUCCCCUCACAUUACAUUUCUUUGAGAUGUCUGCUUGCCUUCUUAACACAUAAUUUAUAUUUGCCAAAGUACCUCUUGACUCUUGAUCAUACUGGUAUGUCCUUUUUUUACUGCAAUAAAGACAACAGGAGGGUGA